Bipolaris oryzae ATCC 44560 is the source of this 486-nucleotide messenger RNA. RefSeq lists its product as uncharacterized. The transcript has 4 exons. Bases 1 to 486 code for a protein of 161 amino acids. Lineage: Eukaryota; Fungi; Ascomycota; Dothideomycetes; Pleosporales; Pleosporaceae. The record is from RefSeq and is a predicted model, not a curated record.
AUGAGUUCUCAAGAUACUAUUCCAGACGAUACAUUGUACCAAUCCGGUAAUAAGAGCAAGGAACAGCCUGGCAAAUUCACCUCGCGCGAGACCAAAGAAGCAGCCUCACACACCAACGCUAAGCGCAAGCCUGAGGAGAGUCAUACCGAAGUGGUAGAUUUCUUGGAGGAAUUGAAAAAUAUAAAGGGGCAGCUAGAACAUACAUUAGGUAAUGUAGAAGACUUGGUAUCUCGUCUCCAAGAAGCGACCGAGCAACACACUCAUAAGACAUUGCCUAUGAGCGGCAAGCUCGUUAGAUGGGCAGAUAGUACUGGUACCUACAGCGCUAAACACGAUAUACAUCGCGCUAGGAAAAAAGCACUUCCUACCUCAGAUUUUCUUGUGGGUGCUUAUUGGGAGGACUUGGCGGAACGUUGGGAAAGCAUAAUCAAGCUCUCUAAUGACGACGACACUAUUGGCUUUGUGCUUUUGCUAAAUGCACUAUAA